AUGAAGUCGAAGCGAUUGUCCCAGACUAUGAUGCUGCACCUUUGCACACUGACACCGCCUCUACCAGAUCCAAUAGUCAAUCAGGAACUUUUCAGAAAGGGCCUGGUGCACAUUGUAGGUCGCAUGGCGUGGUACAUGCACCUGGCCCUGCUGCUGCUGCCGAAUUCAUGGCAACCAGACGACGAACUUCGAGGACAGCGAAACGUAGUCAGAGAGAGGCUUAUUGGACUGCACCGAAAAGUACUCGAGCUUGAGAUGAAUUACGUCUGUGCCGCGGCGAGCGUUUGGAACGCUGCUGGCAAAAAUGUGAUUGGCUGGGAUUCAGUGGACAAGCUAGUGAAGACGGUUCUGGAGCUUGACGGCCAAUUUGCCGAGGUGGUCGAGAAGCACUGCGUAGAGGGAACUCGGGAGAGGCUGUUGCAACUGUGCCGAGAUGUAGACAUGUCUGCCGCGACGGGAAGCGAGGCUACUCAGUAG
Messenger RNA from Metarhizium album ARSEF 1941, 477 nucleotides. RefSeq lists its product as uncharacterized. The record is from RefSeq and is a predicted model, not a curated record. Lineage: Eukaryota; Fungi; Ascomycota; Sordariomycetes; Hypocreales; Clavicipitaceae. The transcript is spliced from 2 exons. The coding region runs from base 1 to 477 and encodes 158 amino acids.